Messenger RNA from Oncorhynchus kisutch (coho salmon), 3429 nucleotides. Its product is annotated as zinc finger and BTB domain-containing protein 43-like. Gene Ontology annotation, molecular function: RNA polymerase II cis-regulatory region sequence-specific DNA binding; protein binding; DNA-binding transcription factor activity, RNA polymerase II-specific. Gene Ontology annotation, biological process: regulation of transcription by RNA polymerase II. The transcript is spliced from 2 exons. The record is from RefSeq and is a predicted model, not a curated record. NCBI's taxonomy places the organism in Eukaryota, Metazoa, Chordata, Actinopteri, Salmoniformes, Salmonidae. Bases 122 to 1537 code for a protein of 471 amino acids.
GAUUCCUGGCUACGUGAUGACGUAACCUGAAAGAAAUCCGGUGGAACUCGGAAGAGAGGUGACUGUUGUAUUCUAAAUCAAAAGAUCAAAAUGAAAUCAAAGAUCUAGAACCCUGGCUGCCAUGGAGUCCGAGGGUAACGUGCUCUGCGUGGACUUCCCAAACUUCUCCGGAUCCCUGCUUCAGAAGCUCAACCAGCAACGGCAGAGGGGCCAGCUUUGUGACAUCAUCGUGGUCAUCCAGGGCCACCAGUACCGCGCUCACCGGGCCGUCCUGGCCGCCAGUUCGCCCUACUUCUGCGACCAGGUCCUCCUCAAAAACAGCGCCCGCUGUGUUUUACCUGAUGUCAUGCACCCAUGUGUGUUCGAACGCCUCCUCCUCUCUUGCUACACAGGCACCCUGCACCUACCGGCCGGCGAAGUGGUAGCCUUCCUCACUGCAGCAAGCUUCCUCCAGAUGUGGCACGUGGUGGACAAGUGCACUGAGCUGUUAGAGGUGGUAGGAAGCGGCGCAAGAACAUUAGUGCACAAGUCUUCUGGUGGGCUUGGGGACAGGCCUUCCCCUGGGGACAGCAGCUACCACAGCCCUGGGGAUGGCUCCAUGGGCCUGGAGGCCGGCGGAGUAGCAGUGGAGGGCUUUGCCAAGAUGGAAAUGGAUCAGCUCCUGGAAAACAGCUUCUCCCCAUCCUCUCUGGAGAACAACAGCACCCAGCCCGGCGGCAGCUGCUCUCCGCCGGUCGACCACGACGGCUCAGGUAGCGAGGCCACCAGCCAGGACGGGGAUGAGGAGGAGGUUGGUGAGGGGGACUACCAGUACUCCAGACCAGCCUACAUCCCACCCAGCAUCAUGGGCCACAGGAAAUGGGUCCAUGUGAAGUCAGAGAGGCGUGAGGAUUGCGGGGGCAGCGGGGCUCUGUUUAGCGGGGACCCUGCGGUUACUGACCCCGAGCAGAUUAACUUUAACCUCUCCCAGGCCUCGGCCAGCAAGAGCUCCCUGGGCCACAGCAUCGAUGAGAAGCUGGCAGCUCAGCUGGAGGAUCGCCUGGAGGAGGACCCGCUGGACUUUUAUGGCACAUCCAUGGAGGGCUUCUCCGCCGACAAGGUCGAAGGGACCCCGCUUGGGCUGAAGAACGACCUGCUAGGAGGUGCAACCGGGGGUGAGGAGAGUGGCAGUGGUUUGGAAGGAAACCCCAGUGGCCUCCAGGAAGAGACUUCCCACUCGGGCUUUGCGUCAGUGGUCUACAAAUUGUACCCCUGCCAGUGUGGCAAGAGCUUCACCCACAAGAGCCAACGGGACCGGCACAUGAGCAUGCACCUUGGCUUGCGGCCAUACGGCUGCGCCGUGUGCGGUAAGAGCUUCAAGAUGAAGCACCACCUGGUGGGCCACAUGAAGAUUCACACGGGUGUAAAGCCCUACGAGUGCAGCCUGUGUGCCAAGCGCUUCAUGUGGCGGGACAGCUUCAACAGACACACGUCCUCCUGCACCAGGGCCCACCAGGCCCGGACUGCCGUCAACGAGCAGGCUGCCCAGAUCUGCUGACCCCAGAUCAGAUUUUCAACUACAGUUCACCUCGUCAUCUCCCACAGUCCCGUAUCAGUUUCACUGAGCAGGCUUCCCAGAUUUGCUGAUCCUGGAUCAGAUUAACACACUAGCUUGGAUGACCACCCUCCAAUCAGUUUAGGUGGCUAUAGGGUUAAGCCACCCCUUUUGAUUUGAACAAAACCUUCCAUACAUAUUUGCCCAUUGUAGAAGUGCUCAGAAACAGCUUUUUCUUUUACCUGAAUGCCAACAUAUUCAAAAGAUUAAGGUGCUCAAAGUUGACCCAUUCUUCAUACCCCACCAUACCAUAAGACAUCCAUGUCUUCAUCACUGGAAAAGAUAAAAGGAUUAGAUUUAUAUCAUUUGAAAAGCUUACAAACAGGGUUGUCAAACUAUUUGAUAUAUUUUGCCAUCGGUUGAGACACAACAUGCUCUUGAAUACAGGUUGGGUAUAAUGGUUUGGCUAAUAAAUGUAGUAAAAUGGGAAUAACAUUUACAUUUCAAGUGGAACCACAAAGAUGGUUGGAGGUCCAGACAAGUAUAAAAAUACUUGUCCCUUGUGGGACUCAAAGCCACAGUCUUGACGGAGCAUAGAUAAAAUAGAUAAUUGGAAAUAUAGAUAAUAGAAUAGAUAUGACGAUUUAAGUGUACAUUUAAUGGUGGGUUGACCGGCGGUCACCUUUGUGGUAGACUGGUAGUAGUUAAAGUUAACAUUUUAUUCAAUGAUCAUUUCAGUGGUGUACCUGGAGGUUAUUCAGUAGUGAGUUGCCUAGUUAAAUAAAGGUUAAAUAUGUUUUAUUUUUUAAACCCAGCUAAAUUGCAGUGGUCUGAAGGGAUAGGUCCAUUAAAUUUCUAUGAUUGAAAUGAUACCCACCUUGUAUUCUAGAGCAAGUUGUGUCUCAACUGUUGGUGGGCAAAACACAAAAACCUCAGAUGAUGUGAAAUAGGGCCUAAGCUACAUAUGCAAAUAUGAAGAAAAAAAAUCAGUUUACACAUUUUUAGAUAAUUGAAGUUAAAGGUUUAGACACGUACCAACAAACGGGUGUGGUCCCUGCAGCGUACGCUCAAACCAUUGUGAUUAGAAUGCUUAUUUAGAACAUCCAGUUUUGAUUGACCCAGCAGUCCGUGUUUGAGCUGGCCACACUGCUUUUUCACAGAAACAUUUAGCACAAUCACAGUCCUUACAAAGUUAUGUACUGAAUAUGACCAGUUUAUUUUUGGAUGCAAUGUCCAGACAUUCACAGAAGUAACAACAGCAUAACAUAAUCAUCCAAACCGGAAAAUGUAGGCUACAUUAGUCCUAGCGCUAACUGAGGAAAGAUUGAGGCCUGUUCUGACUACAGAUGCACAAAUGUCUGCACACUUGAUCUGCGGAAACACUUGGGAAUUGCUUGGCUUGGGCUCUCCUCGAAGUGAGAAGUUUGUCCGGUUCAGUAAAGUCUCAAACAUAAAUUGUCCACAACAGUGAAAUGGGCUACUUCUAUGUGAAUUUAAUGAGGAGGUGGAACACAUCUGAAUUCAAACUGUUGUUAGAAAAUAAAACUUGUUAGAAAAUAAUUUUACAUUGACUAGUUGAAACAUAGCCGAUAGAUAAUUAGCAGGCUGCGAGGAUUAACUGUCCUCUUAGUGAACGAUCACAUUUAGGAACAGUGAGUGCAUUCAUUGGGGGUGGCAGGUAGUCUAGUGGCUAGAGCGUUAGACUAGUAACCAAAAGGUUGCAAGAUCUAAUCUACGAGCUGACAAUGUAAAAAUCUGUCGUUCUGCCCCUGAACAAGGCAGUUAACCCACUGUUCCUAGGCCGUCAUUGAAAAUAAGAAUUUGUUCUUAACCUCUCUAGGGUACGUGGGACGCUAACAUCCCACCUGACCAACAUCAAAAAAAAAAAAAAAAAA